Molecule: messenger RNA, 2963 nt
Organism: Chrysoperla carnea
Lineage: Eukaryota; Metazoa; Arthropoda; Insecta; Neuroptera; Chrysopidae
Product: flocculation protein FLO11
Exons: 8
Coding region: 1-2790 (929 amino acids)
Source: RefSeq, a predicted model, not a curated record
AUGUCCCCCGAUCCACCAGAUCCAUCACACGGCUUCAGAUUAAAAUUAUUAAUUAUUAGCGCAAUAAUAGUUAUAUGUCUAUCAGUAAUCGACACCUCAAAUGGGUCACCAGUAGAUUCACAAAUUAUUACAGAACCAGAACCGGGCCAAGAAUAUGUGUUCGUUCAAACAUCACAGUCUGGUGCGAGACCCAUUAAACGUAAAGAUAAGAAAACUGUAUCCGAAUCGAAAAUAGAAGAUAGCGAACGCUUUGAAACUGGUCACAAAAUACCAACAUUUUUAACGUUUCAAGAAAAAGAAAACGUUGAAAAAACAAAAGUGAAGCGUGCCGCAGUAGAUAUCCCGGGGGCAAUAAAAAUUGAUGCAUCCAAAUUAAUUGAAAAAUAUCGUGAUAUUUUAGAAUCAACAACCAAACAAACUACAGAUGUUGAUUCAACAACAACCAAUAUAGUUUUGACCACGGGUGGACCAGCAACCAAACGCUCACUUGAAAUUAUCCAUAGUAAAAACAAAAAGGGAGGAAUUCUUGAAGCUGGUAGCGUUGAUUCAGAUGCAAAAUUAACAGGAAGUGGUAGUGAUAAACAAACUUCUAGAAUUCAAAUUAAAAAAGGGCCUAAUGGUCAAGACUAUGAAUAUGAAUACGUUUAUUAUUAUUACGAUGAAGAUGAACCAUCACCUGGAAAAGAAUUAUCAAAAACUAAAGAAGAAAAAAUAACAAACGCACAUGAUGGACCUGCAAGAAACUCGAUAGCUCCAUCUACAUCACGUGGAAAUUCAAAUAAAAAUAGAUACCAAACUAUUGACAGAAGUAAUUCAAACUCACCCAACUUGAAUGCAGAACCAGCUAGUAAUGAAGUUGUACCAACAACAUCAAAAUCUCAAUCAAAAUCACGAGGCAGACAAGUCCCAUCUGAUGAAGAUGUUAUUUCUGAAGAACGCUUACCCCCAAAUACACGUUUUCCACCACGUUCACGUAAUUUAAGUACAACACCAUCCUCAACAAGUACUGCCACCGAAGUAUCAGAAGAACAUAAACCACCACAUAUUCGCUCUAGACAACGAGGAAGACCCGCAGUUGUACAAGAACAAACUGAGGAACCAGCUACCGUUCCAAGUCAACAAACAUCAAGGCAAAGAACACGACCAAACGUAAAGCGACCAUCAUUAGAACUAGUGGACAGUGCUAGUUUCAAAACUCAUGCUAGUGACGCAAGUGUUAGCCAAUAUAAAGAACUUUCUGCUUCUCGUGAUGAAUUAAAUCAAGCAAAAUUAUUAGGUGAAAGUGAUGCACAAACCGCAACAUCUCGUAGUUUUGAUACUGCUGAUGAUGUACCAAGAGCUCAAUCACUCGAUGACGAUGACAGAGAACGCUUCGAUUCCAAAGAAGAGAAAUUGUUUGACAGUUCAACAACAGAAAAUGCAAUAAUUUCAACUACAUUGACUGAUGAUGAAAUGACAGCAGCUAUGGAUAAGGUAGCCUUAGAUUUGUAUGCGAUUUUACAAGGAACACAAAAUAUGAUUCAAGAAGAUGACACCAGUAGUACUGAUAACUCAGAUAGUCCCACAACUGAAUUAGGUAAUUCUGCAACUGAAGAAGGUAGUUAUUCGACAACCGAACUAUUAACAGAAGAACCAACCACACCGUCAACGACAACAACCACAACCACUACAACACAAGCAACAACUACCACGACCACAACUGAACCAAGUACUCCUCCAUUACCAGGACGUGGUCGAUUCAGAGGCCGUACAACAGCUUCAAGUCGAUUUAGGCAAUCUACAUCUACUAGCACUACAGAAGCUUCAAAUGAUGUUACAUCUAAAGGGUCUAGAUUCAGUCCAGGAAGAACAAGUUUUGGAGGUAGAAAUCGUAUCAACGCUCGUACAACUUCUGAAAAACCAAUUGAAAGUGAAAUCACAAAAGAAUCAGCUUCAGCCAAUAACAAUGCACGACCAUCAAUCGGAGGUAACCGUUCCCGAUUUGGAUCUACAAGAGGUCGUGGAUCAACCACUACUACAACUGUUGCGCCAAAUUCAGAUUCAUCAAACUCAGUAUCUUCUCCAGUUCGUCCAUCUUUAACACGACCAAGGCCUAAUUUCAAUCUUAGAAGACGUGGUGGACCAUCGUCAACUACCGAAGCCUCUACAUCUACAGCGAAAUCUGGUGACGCUGAAGAAUCUAGCACUGAAGCACCUGAAUCAUCCUCAACAACUGUUCGAUCGGUACGUCCAAGAAUUAGUGGAUCAGCUAGACCAUUACGACCUGGACCAAGAAUAAAUAUUAAUUCACGUGGACGAAUUGGUGCAGUCACUACAACACCAUCAUCGACCACAGCAGCCAUUGUCUCUGAUGAUAACGAAAAAGUUGCAAGUGAAGAAGUUUCAAAUGUGGAAUCAGAAAGCAAUGAAAGCGGUGAAACUACUCCAACAUCCACAACCACAGAAAAUGCACUGCAAAGAUUACGAAAUCGAGCUAGAAUCAGUGUGAAUGCAAAUAAACCUAAAGCACCAGCACCAGCUCCAGUUGUCCGAAGAACCAAUCCAUUACUUAGUCGGCGAAAACCAAUUGGUGUACAAGCAGAAUCAACUACAGAAGGUCAUUCUAGCGAAGAAAGCAGUAGUGAAGAUAAAGUACAAAAUGAAGUAACAGAAAAUCCACUAAUUGAAGAAGCAAAUUCAGAACAACCAGUUGAGAUCUCAUCAGUGUCAAGUACCACAGAAGCACGAGGUUUGAAUGGAUUAUUAGCCGGAAGAAGGAGAUUAAAUCGCCGUCCAGGAACUAUUUUAUAAAUUAAAUAUUAAAUAACUAAUUAACAAAAAACAAACAAAUUAAUUAAAAAAAUUUUUCUACUUUCUCUCUCAUAUAAAUAUUUUGACCAUUAUAUAGAUAAAGAGAAACGUUUUGUGAUUUCACAUCCAUUAUAAUUUCCUAAAUAUGUACUUUAAAUAUAUAAUUGUAUUAA